UUAAUCUGUUGUUCAAUGUUACCAGAUUUUUAUUGAUAAUUAAACAUUAGUUGAUUCAUUUAUGAUCUCAAUCAAGAGAACAACAACAACAUAACAACAAUCUCAAUAAUGAAAAUUCCCAUUUUGAUAUUUGGUAAUUAAAGAAGGAAUGAAUUCAGUGAAUAGAUUCCUUUUCAAUUAGUACUUUUUUUUUCAUUAUUGCUCUAUAUAUGAUUUACAAUAAUGAAAUAAUACUUAUCAAGUGGAUACGUUAAGUAAUAAUGACAUAUCGAUUAGAAAUAAUUAUUGAGUAAUUGAAAGAAAGAAGAUUAAUCACAAUCAAAUUAAUUAUUCGAUAAUCAAGAAGUUGCUAUGUUGCAUACUUAUAUCAUCUUUUGAUUGAUAGUUAUUAUUCACUUGAAUUAAAGUAUCUACACAUAACAUUUAAUCUCCUAUGAUCAUAUGUAGUAGUAGUAAUAGUAGUACAGAUUAGAACAAUUGUAAAGGAGAGCCUGAAUGACUUCACUGAAUAUUGUUCCAUUGUUGACAUAUUAAACUCUAUCUAUUCUUAAUUAUCUAAAUAUACAAAUAAUUAAUAAUGAAUAAAAGUCAUGUAUUCACUCAUAUUAUUCGUAGAACUAUUAAUGCUAAUAAUUAUCAAUUACAAUCAACUAAUUUAACUGUAUUAUGUUUAUGUAUUACAUUAAUUAUAUUAACAUGGUUAACUAAUUGUAUUCUACUUGGUGGUAUAUUACAAACAAAAGGAAAUGGUAAAAAUGUAUCGAUAGUUUAUUAUUUUAUUGGAUCACAAGCAAUAGCUGCUUUACUACAUGUAACAUUAAAUUUACCACCAUCAAUUGUGAAUAUACUAUUUGGU
Schistosoma curassoni is the source of this 856-nucleotide messenger RNA. NCBI's taxonomy places the organism in Eukaryota, Metazoa, Platyhelminthes, Trematoda, Strigeidida, Schistosomatidae. The record is from the annotation of a GenBank genome assembly.